AAUCAUACGUAGAGCAUCUGAUUAUAGUUUUCAUUUCUUUGUAGUAACAUGUCCGAGAUCUUGAUUGUGUUUUCGGUACCAUUCUUUGUCUCCACCCAAAGCUAUAUCAUAUCUCUCACUCCCACAAUUAUUACUUUUUGUUAUUAUUAAAUAAUAAAUAUCCUUUCUCCAAAAUAAUAAAAAUAAUAUCUAGAGUAUAAAAUAAAAUAAAAAAACUUAGCCUCGUUCUUCUCCCUCUGUCUCUCUCUCUCUCUCGGUUCUCUUCUUCACUGAGCUCAAAGCGAUUACCUCCCAUGGGAAAAAUCUCUGAAGUGAUUAUUUAGCACUACUUUUUCUUUGUCUCCUUCUGAAUCCAUUUUUUAUGGAUCUUGGAGUUCGUGUUUCUGGUCAUGAAACCGUUUCUUCUCCGGGUCAAACUGAACUCGGAUCUGGUUUCAGUAACAAGCAAGAAAGAUCCGGUUUCGAUGGUGAAGAUUGCUGGAGAAGUUCAAAGCUCUCACGAACAUCAACUGAUGGAUUCUCUUCUUCCCCUGCCUCUGCUAAAACGCUGUCGUUUCAUCAAGGCAUCCCUUUACUGAGAUCUACCACUAUUAAUGAUCCUCGUAAAGGACAAGAACACAUGCUUAGCUUCUCUUCUGCUUCAGGCAAAUCAGAUGUCUCACCUUAUCUUCAGUACUGUAGAAACUCAGGAUAUGGUUUAGGAGGAAUGAUGAACACAAGCAACAUGCAUGGAAACUUGUUGACAGGAGUAAAAGGACCUUUUUCAUUGACUCAGUGGGCAGAGCUAGAGCAACAGGCGUUGAUCUAUAAGUAUAUCACAGCCAAUGUCCCUGUUCCAUCUAGUUUACUUCUCUCUCUCAAGAAAUCUUUUUUCCCUUAUGGUUCCUUGCCUCCUAAUUCUUUUGGAUGGGGCUCUUUUCAUCUGGGCUUUUCCGGUGGUAACAUGGAUCCCGAGCCAGGGAGAUGUCGCCGGACAGAUGGAAAGAAAUGGCGGUGCUCGAGGGACGCUGUUCCCGAUCAAAAGUACUGUGAACGACAUAUUAACAGAGGCCGCCAUCGUUCAAGAAAGCCUGUGGAAGGCCAAAAUGGCCACAAUACUAAUGCUGCCGCCGCUGCUUCUGCUGCUGCCGCUUCUACCGCUGCUGCUGUGUCCAAAGCGGCAGCGGGGACUUCAGCUGUUGCGAUGCGUGGAUCAGAUAAUAACAAUAGCCUUGCCGCUGCUGUUGGAACACAACAUCAUACCAAUAAUCAAUCUACAGAUUCUUUGGCUAACAGAGUUCAAAAUUCUCGAGGGGCUUCGGUUUUUCCUGCCACGAUGAACUUACAGUCGAAGGAAACUCAUCCGAAACAAAGCAAUAAUCCCUUUGAAUUCGGACUCAUCUCUUCUGAUUCGUUACUUAAUCCGUCGCAUAAACAAGCCUCGUAUGCAACCUCUUCCAAAGGCUUUGGAUCGUAUCUUGACUUCGGCAACCAAGCCAAGCACGCGGGGAAUCACAACAAUGUCGAUUCUUGGCCCGAAGAGCUGAAAUCGGAUUGGACUCAGCUCUCAAUGUCAAUCCCUAUGGCUCCAUCUUCCCCUGUUCAAGAUAAACUUGCACUCUCACCUUUAAGGUUAUCGCGUGAGUUUGACCCCGCGAUCCACAUGGGAUUAGGCGUCAACACCGAGUUUCUUGACCCCGGGAAAAAGACGAAUAACUGGAUACCAAUCUCCUGGGGUAAUAACAACUCCAUGGGAGGUCCACUCGGCGAGGUACUAAACAGCACGACCAAUAGUCCCAAGUUUGGUUCCUCUCCAACAGGCGUCUUGCAAAAGUCGACAUUUGGUUCUCUUUCUAACAGCAGCUCGGCAAGCAGCACCAUCAUUGGCGAUAACAACAAUAAGAACGGUGAUGGAAAAGAUCCGCUUGGCCCGACCACGCUGAUGAAUACUUCUGCUACUGCUCCUUCUCUGUGAAACUGAAAAAAAAAAACUAAGGACAAUUGCGAAAACAAAAACACUCUGUUUUUCUCUGUUUCUGGUUUUUCUUACUUGAUGCAUUGUUGUUUCUGUUGCUGUUUUCUUUCUAUAUAAAGCAAGAAGAAACUAAAGGAGAGAUGUGUGUUUUUUUCUUCAU
This is a messenger RNA of Arabidopsis thaliana (thale cress), 2114 nucleotides long. RefSeq names its product growth-regulating factor 1 (gene GRF1). The transcript is spliced from 4 exons. The coding region runs from base 362 to 1954 and encodes 530 amino acids. Gene Ontology annotation, molecular function: ATP binding. Gene Ontology annotation, biological process: developmental process; plant organ development; DNA-templated transcription. NCBI's taxonomy places the organism in Eukaryota, Viridiplantae, Streptophyta, Magnoliopsida, Brassicales, Brassicaceae. Gene Ontology annotation, cellular component: nucleus. The record is from RefSeq and is marked reviewed.